Molecule: messenger RNA, 2622 nt
Organism: Rhinichthys klamathensis goyatoka
Lineage: Eukaryota; Metazoa; Chordata; Actinopteri; Cypriniformes; Leuciscidae
Gene: gna13b
Product: guanine nucleotide binding protein (G protein), alpha 13b
Exons: 4
Coding region: 55-1188 (377 amino acids)
Biological process (GO): Rho protein signal transduction; adenylate cyclase-activating G protein-coupled receptor signaling pathway
Cellular component (GO): heterotrimeric G-protein complex; brush border membrane
Molecular function (GO): guanyl nucleotide binding; GTPase activity; D5 dopamine receptor binding
Source: RefSeq, a predicted model, not a curated record
GCACUCAGGCGCGCGCUGUUUCACUCCCUACUGUAUCGAUGAAGUUGCACAAAGAUGGCGGAUUUCCUGCCGUCCCGGUCCUUUCUAUCCGUUUGUUUUCCAAACUGUGUUCUCAACAGCAACGAGGCGGAACAAUUAAGGAAAUCUAAAGAAAUUGACCGAGAUCUCAUGAAAGACAAACCCUAUGUGAAACGGUUAGUCAAGAUACUUUUGCUCGGCGCCGGGGAGAGCGGCAAGUCCACUUUCCUCAAGCAGAUGCGCAUCAUACACGGGCAAGACUUCGAUCAGCGGGCCAAAGAAGAGUUCAAAACCACCAUUUACAGUAAUGUUAUGAAAGGUGUUCGAGUGCUUGUGGAUGCCAGAGAAAAGCUGCAUAUCUCAUGGGGAGACCCUUCAAACCAGGCACAUGGAGACACCAUGAUGGCUUUUGACACACGGUCAGCCAUGGGCUCACAGGGGAUGGUGGAGACCAAUGUGUUCCUGCAGUACCUGCCAUCGAUCCGUGCCCUCUGGGCUGACAGCGGCAUACAGAACGCAUAUGACCGGCGCAGGGAAUUUCAGCUGGGUGAAUCUGUGAAAUAUUUCUUGGAUAACUUGGACAAACUCGGAACACCGGAGUAUCUACCAUCACAGCAAGACAUCCUGCUGGCACGUAAGCCCACCAAGGGCAUUCACGAGUACGACUUUGAGAUCAAGAAUGUGCCCUUCAAGAUGGUGGACGUGGGCGGCCAACGGUCGGAGCGCCGCAGGUGGUUCGAGUGCUUUGAAAGCGUCACCUCGAUCCUCUUCCUUGUCUCGUCAAGCGAGUUCGACCAGGUGCUGAUGGAGGACCGGCUGACCAACCGUCUCAUGGAGUCACUUAACAUCUUCGAGACCAUAGUCAACAACCGCGUCUUCAGCAAUGUUUCCAUCAUCCUCUUCCUCAACAAGACAGAUUUGCUUGAGGACAAGGUCAAAACGGUGGCCAUCAAGGACUACUUCCCCGAGUACACAGGGGAGCCGCACAGCCUGGAGGACGUGCAGAAGUUCCUGGUGGAUUGUUUCCGGAACAAGCGGCGAGACCAGCAGCAGAAGCCCCUCUACCACCACUUCACCACCGCCAUUAACACAGAGAACAUUCGCCUGGUCUUCCGUGACGUCAAGGACACCAUCUUGCACGACAACCUCAAACAGCUCAUGCUGCAGUGAUGUUUGUCCAACCGUUUCCUUUCAGAUCUCUCCGAAAUAACCCUCUUCUGCUCAGAUGUUUGUACUCCUCCACACAGUAACCUUUCUGAAUAGCUCUGACGUGCUUUUAUGCGAGGAAGACGACGGCCUAGCCUAGCGGUCUGUCACGAGCGCGCGAUGGCGGGUAGUUAUUCUCUUAAAGGGUAAGCUUAGAGAAGAGUGCAUUACACUCACACACUCACACUUGUCCUGCCAAGAGAAGCUGUACGUGUCAUUGAGCGGCACCCUCUCGCCGAAGGGUGCCAAACGCAAUGCGUUCCUCCCUCAAAAAGUGGAAGAAAGCAGGAAGAGAUUCUAGCACUGUCUUUGAUCUGUUACGUUUGAGCCUUUUAUUACUGACCAAAUGGCAAGAUGAGAUGCAAAUGCUGUUUUAACCUUUUAACAGGAUCUAUGUUCUGAGCCUUUCUGUCGAUUCCUGCCUGGCCUUAAUUUCCCCCCUCCUCAUUUUGAUUGGUGUUUUUAACGUGUAGAUGUCUAAUCAAUUGUAAAAUUUUAGAAUCAGUUUUUUUUAUACAUAUAUAUAUAGAUCUAUGAAUAUAUUUACAGAUAAACUUAAGUUAUGUUCCAAAACGUUUACACUCUGAUUUUCCUCUGCUGAUGGACAACGCUCACAAUUCAUACCACUUGAUAAACUGAACUUAUACUGUGGUUAGCCACGCUAGGCGAGCUGAUAGAUACAGUAUGCAUACAGCAUAAACUCAGGGCUGAAUGUAGACCACUUUAACUGUUCGCCUUCAGGAACAUCCACUUAUUGUAGCUCUCCAUCAGUGGCUGGAAAUCACAUUUCCUCGCUGGCCUGCAGACAUCCUCCUCCUCCUCCUCCUCCUCUCUGCCCUAGCUAGAGUCUGGAAGAACUUCUUUAUCCAUCAGGGGACAAAAAACGGUGUCUUGUUAAUUUAUUUGCUUCGUUUUAAAUCCACAACCAAACUAUACUGGCUUUUCGGUCAGAUCCCGCUAACAAAAGCCUCUGUAUUCACAAGUGCCACGUGUUAAAGGUACCAAUAAUUCGAACAACUUUCCUCAAAAGGGAUAGAUCUUACGAUGUGAACCUCGUUCCCUCAAUGGUUGUGUAUAGCUACUUUGUAUAGUGCCAUGUCCGCCCUGAAUACUACCGUUGUAGUAAGUAUUUUAUGUAAAUAGUCUCCACCUCACCCUCCUCACUCUUUUCUAACAGAUUUGUAACCUACACUGAAAUGUAUAGCUGUAUUUGCCACGGCACCCACAAAUCCAGAGAUACUGACUCCCUGCCCACAGUUCGCCCCAUUCAAGGCUGCUCUUUUAGCGCUUUUGGCUGCUUCAUCUCAGCUUUUGCGCUGAAUGAUGCCUGUGUAUAUCCUCGACGCAUUCAGAUGGCUGUAGACCGGCACAGCAGUAGAGGACUCUUUGUCUGGUGCC